CAUCAGCGUGCAUGCAGCUUAUGCACUUGCGGAUAUUGAUUUGCAGUUGGAUCUUAACAUAUGGCUGGCGAUAGGGCGAUCGCGGGCAAAGAUGAGGAGAGCAAAGACGAGGAAGACGAGAAGCCAGAGCCAACCGCUACAAAGCUGAAUCAUGAAGGCGUCCAGGCCUUUGGUCGGGGAGAUUUUCCGAAGGCGGUGGUCGCCUUCACAGAAGCUUAUCGCCUCUUAGAGGAGGCUCCAGUUCUGAAUGCCGAUGACGUCGCCUCGCGGGCGCGGCAGCGCGAGCUGGCGGUGACGCUGGUGAACCGCGCCCGGGCGCAGCUGGGCGUCGGCAGCGCCCAAGAGGCGGAGCAGGAUGCCAAAGAAGCCGCCAGAAUUGACCCAGCAUACAGCAGGGCAAAGACAGUUCUGGCUGAAGCUUACCAGAAGCAAGGCCGCAGCGCGGAGGCCAUGGCGCUCAUGCAAGAGACGGCCGCAGGCGACAAGGAGGUGGUGGCGCUUCAGCGGCUGCCGGAACUGCUGCGGGCCAGUGCCUGGCGCGGUCUGCGCGCCUAUGGCUUGGUCUUCGCGGUGCUGGCGCUUCUCCUGUGGCUGCACCGAGUUUUGGCGCUGGACGCGCUGCUGGGCCGCCAGCCGUCGCUGGGCGCACCGGAGAUCCAGCGGCUGCUGAGUUACACCUCCGGCUACGGCGUGGCCAGCUUCCAUACGCGUCUUCGCCCGGAUCAGAUCGAGGAUGCCACCCGGUCCGUGGUGCUGAGAACUGCCUCUCCGCAGGAGUGGUCCGAGUUCAUCGGCCAGGCGUUUGGCCGCAACACGCCGCGAGAAGACGGCAAGCUGCUGUUGCUUUCUUGGGGCGAUGUCCCCACACAGAAGCAGGGCAAGGGAAAGGCCCCGAGCGCGUGGCUGGGCGUGCUGGCCUUCGUGCCCAAGGACGCCCAGCCCUCGCUGCACGGCUUGCCGGAGCGGGCGGCGUUUGGGCGCUUGGUGCGGCUGGGGCACAGCGGCAGGACCUGGGUGCAGAAACACUUCGGCUUGGGGUCCGCGGCGGGGGGGCUGUUGCCCCUGGCCUUGCAUGUGCAGGGCACCGUGGCAGAUGAGCAGGUGCUGCCCAUGAAGCUGACCCUGCACCGCCUGGUGCUGGUCCUUGUGCUGCUGGUGGCCUCCUUUUUUGGGCACCGCAUCUAUGUGGCCGCAAUGUCCUUGUGCAACGUCCAGCGGCACCCCGCCGUCGCCGCGCUCGCGGAGUCCAACGGCCGGUUCUUGGCCGCCGUCGAGAAGGAGCUCUGCGAGACGGCGCCGGAGAUGCCCCCGCGAGUGGUGGAAGAUGGGCGUGUCAUCAUCACCAUGAGCUGGUUCAUUCACAUGCCUGGCAACCUGACCUUUUUGUCCAGGCUGUGCCAACCCUUGAUGACGCUCACCGGCAUGCUGGGCAUCGCUGGCGGCCCACGCAAAGCCCAAGGCGAGGGCCCGCGCCCGCCCUCCGGGCUGCUGCAGAAUCUCAUCGGGGUGGUGUGGCAGCUUCCAAACUGGUUCCACUUGCUGCGUCGCAGUUUGCCUGGAACUGUGCAGGUGUCGCCUCUCUGGGAGGUGCAGCUGGGUUUCCGCCAGGAUCAGGCGGUCCCACCCAAGGGUGGUGUCAUCCUUUGGGAUGCCCCCCGGGGGCAUUUCGUUGACAUCAUCGGCGAACUCAAGGACAUGGAGAAGCUGAGCCGGGAGAUUGCCACGCGCCAGGCAGUCGCCAUCAAGGUCAUCACUUCUUCGGCCAUCUCAGAGUCAGGCGGCAUGCAGCAGCAGGCGGAGGGUGGCCUGGAUCCUCGUAGCAUGACUCUGGAGCGCUGCUAUGAGGUCCUGCGUUUGUCUCGGGAGGAGGUUCGCGCCGCGCAGUCUUCUUCCAAAGAGGAGGCCAAGAGUCUCCUGGCCCGGGUCUUUCGACUGCGAGUCAUGGAGGACAUUGAUGCGGAGAAGCGCAAGGUCGAAGAACUCACCUUGGCUUUGGACGUGCUCAUGAGGAGACUCUCGUUGAGCCUGGAGAUGUGAAAGUUGAUCACGCGCACACGCGCGCGUGAAAUGCCGUUCACUCAGCUCGUGGGGAAAAGCGGC
Effrenium voratum is the source of this 2100-nucleotide messenger RNA. The record is from the annotation of a GenBank genome assembly. Lineage: Eukaryota; Dinophyceae; Suessiales; Symbiodiniaceae.